Messenger RNA from Coffea eugenioides, 1062 nucleotides. Its product is annotated as purine permease 1-like. The transcript has 2 exons. Gene Ontology annotation, cellular component: membrane. Gene Ontology annotation, molecular function: purine nucleoside transmembrane transporter activity. The record is from RefSeq and is a predicted model, not a curated record. NCBI's taxonomy places the organism in Eukaryota, Viridiplantae, Streptophyta, Magnoliopsida, Gentianales, Rubiaceae. The coding region runs from base 1 to 1062 and encodes 353 amino acids.
AUGGAAGCUCAGGCCAACCAAACCCUGAGGAAGACCCUGCUUGUCAUCAACAGUAUCAUUCUAGCUAUAGGUAACUGCGGUUCCCCACUUCUUCUCCGUCUCUACUUCGUUAAAGGAGGGAAAAGAAUAUGGCUAUCAAGCUGGUUACAGACCGCAGCAUGGCCUAUUACUUUCAUCCCUCUACUGAUUUCCUAUGUCCACCGCUGCAAAACGGAUCAAGGGCCCAAAAAAUCCAAGCUUAUUCUAAUGAAAUAUCAAGUCUUCAUCGCCACUGCUUGCAUCGGCCUCCUCACAGGCUCAGAUGACUACUUCUACAGCUAUGGGGCGGCUCGGCUUCCGGUGUCAACCUCGGCUAUUAUCAUUGCUACACAGCUUGCUUUCACUGCUUUAUUUGCUUUCCUUCUUGUCAAGCAAAAGUUUACAGCCUAUUCGGUGAAUGCCAUCGUCUUGUUGACGGUGGGAUCGGCCGUUUUGGGCUUACAUGCUAGCAGUGAUCGGCCUAAGGGAGAGUCAAAUAAGAUGUACGUUUUAGGGUUCCUCAUGAUGCUCGCAGCUGCGGCUUUGUACGGCUUGAUUUUGCCAAUGGUGGGGCUGAUGUAUAUGAAGGCGAAGCAGCCGAUUACGUAUACUUUGGUGCUGGAGAUUCAGCUGGUUAUGUGUUUCUUCGCCACUGCUUUCUGCACUGUUGGGAUGCUCAUAAACAACGAUUUUCAGGCCAUUUCUAGGGAGGCAAGAGAAUAUGAGCUUGGAGAAACCAAAUACUACAUUGUGCUUGUUUCUUGUGCCAUUGUUUCACAAUGCUUUUUCAUGGGUGCCAUUGGAGUCAUCUUUUGUGCUUCAUCGUUGCUAUCUGGCAUUAUGAUAGCUGUUUUGCUUCCAGUCACAGAAAUAUUUGCCGUCAUUCUCUUCAAUGAAAAAUUCCAAGCAGAAAAGGCUGUUGCUCUUGUCCUCUCUCUUUGGGGAUUUGUCUCGUACUUCUAUGGCGACAUUAGUAAAACCAAGUUGGAGAAGGAGAGAAAGGAUGAGAGGAUCAUUCCAUCUCAAGCAACAGAGAUGACCUAG